UCCUCCACCACCACCACCACCACCACCACCACUCGUAACAUCAUCUUUAUCAACUUCUCAUGAUAUUGUCGAUUUAACAGAAGAAGAUGAUCAUACAAAUAAAGUAUCAAUAGAAAAAAUGACAUAUAUUAAACCAGAACAAAAUUCAAUAUCUACAUCAUCGUCAUCAGCUACGACUGAUCGUAUUCGUAUGUUUUUAUUAAUAAUAAAUUUUCAAAUUAAUAUAUCAAAUCUUGUAGAACCAACAAAUCGUCCAAUUCGU
Molecule: messenger RNA, 262 nt
Organism: Rotaria sp. Silwood2
Lineage: Eukaryota; Metazoa; Rotifera; Eurotatoria; Philodinida; Philodinidae
Source: the annotation of a GenBank genome assembly